Molecule: messenger RNA, 3580 nt
Organism: Xenopus laevis (African clawed frog)
Lineage: Eukaryota; Metazoa; Chordata; Amphibia; Anura; Pipidae
Gene: larp6.S
Product: La ribonucleoprotein domain family member 6 S homeolog
Exons: 3
Coding region: 673-2982 (769 amino acids)
Biological process (GO): RNA processing
Cellular component (GO): ribonucleoprotein complex; nucleus
Molecular function (GO): RNA binding; mRNA binding; nucleic acid binding
Source: RefSeq, a predicted model, not a curated record
AGCAGUAGUAUGAGAGCUGUGUCUGACACAAGAAGGCAGCAGUAUGUUGAGUAUCUUACCCAUACCUACAAACACAGGUGGUUGCUCAUGUGGCUUGCCCCAUGCAAGACAAUGUAAACCAUUCUUGCUUUAUUACAAGGAGAUAUCUUGUAGGUGUGGCAUAGGCCUUAGGGCUAAGGAGGAAUGUUUAAGGUAGUGCAACUUUAACUCUAAAACAGUAACAAAUCUCAGCCAAACACUUGCUUUUUUAUAUAUUAUAUACUCAUGGCUCUUGUCAUGUAGUGCAUCACAUUAAAACUGACCAAGUGUCAACCUUACCAACAGUCAGAAGAGAAUGAAUUACCACGAGUUGCAGUAGAACACAUUACAUGCACUUCAUUUCAAAUGCCAAAACUGAAAUGGUCAUGGUUUCAAGGCCUUUAACGCUGACAGAUCAGAUCUAAUUUGCUGAUCAGUUGCUGUGAGUUACUACCCAUUGCAGACUGUGAGGCAGUUGUCUCAUUAGUGUAAGCACUUUGCUUUGGCAGGUGGGAUUGGAGGCUGCUUGAUUGGUCUCUACAUGUGCUAUAAGUUAUAUAAAGAAGCAGAAGUGGGAGGGACUGGCCCUUUAUUAUUAUCAGAACAGGGCUGCUUUACGUGAGAGCCGGUAGUGGUAGAAGGGACCUGCUGAUCAUGUUUCACUUAAUAAAUGCCUUUUUCCGUUGCUUUUUCAACUUUUUGCCUAUUCCAGUGCCAGAUUUCUUUUGGCUGGAGCAUGGGUAUGAAGAUGUGAGGAUUAGUUAUCCUUGCGGAAGAAAGAGGCAUUUACAUUGUGUUAGACAUGAUGGCAAAGAGAUAAGGGGUCAGGAGACCAUAUUAAAGCCUCUGGCUGUACCUGCUUCUACGUUUUGGAGAUGGGCUGUAAUGAGAUUCUGGUCAGUCUGCCAAGCUGGGAACUGGCAUCUGUGUUCUCCGUUUAUGCUGCAGACUUUACAGAAAAGCCUGGGCUUUUCCAAACCAAAUAAAAUGGAAGCAACAAGACAGCCAAAUGUAAAGUUACUUGCCAGUGAGGAUUGGCAUAAUAUCCAACUAGACUCUCCUAGUCUAGAGUUGCCUGGUACACAUGCCUCUGGUACAACAUUAGAAAAAUCCUCUCUUCCAUCUCUAUGUGGCAAAAACCAAACCAGUGUUCUGGAGGCUGGUCCCAAAGAAGAGAGAGAGUCUAGUAUUCUGGUACCAGCUAAUCCGAUUGAUGUGUGUGAGCAGAUUUCCAGAAUGGUUUCUAAGUCUUUGGGGUCCUCACGAACAGAGUUUGACCAAAUCCUGGAGGAAAGUUUACUGACUGUGCUAGAAGGUGGUGAGAAUAGCAGUGCCCUUUAUUUAGUAGAUGAAUGCCAGUCUGAUGAGGAUAUAAACAUUCUCUGUGGAUACCUUGGUGGCUUGAUGCCCGCUCUCAUGGCAGAAUCAUGCCAGCUUGCUGAAGGAAACAGAUGGGUUCCAUUACAACUCACAGACAAAUUGGAGUCUUUCCCCAUGGAAUGGCCAAAUCUAGAUCUUGCAGAAAGAAUGCCCCUACAAAUCGAUUUGGGAUUUGGGACAUUCCCAGGUAUUGAGUGCUACGGCAUUGGGAAUCACUUGGGGCAAAUUAUAAUAAAUCCUGAAAGCGCUGAAAAUGAGGAUCAAGAGAAAGGUCUCAUGGAAGCAGAAGACUACAGUGAGGAGGAUUUCGCCAGACAAGAUAAAUGCAGCGGGGCAGCUACUAGUGGAGGAGAGAACGACGGAGACGAAUUAGACCAAGACUGGAAGCCUCCUGAUGCCGAGCUGAUACAGAAACUUAUUAUGCAAAUUGAGUAUUACCUUUCUGAUGAAAACCUAGAGAAAGAUGCCUUCCUUCUAAAACACGUGAGAAGAAACAAAAUGGGAUUUGUCAGUGUUAAACUACUCACCUCCUUUAAAAAGGUUAAACACCUCACUCGAGACUGGAGAACCACUGCAUACGCACUGAGAUAUUCCAACCUACUUGAACUGAAUGAAGACAACAGAAAAAUUAGACGAAAGACCCCAGUUCCUGUUUUUCCAAGUGAGAACCUACCUAGUAAGAUGCUUCUCGUUUAUGAUCUACACUUCAUCCCGGAGCUGAACUGUUUAGGCAAAGAGCAGGAGAAUGGAGGCAUGCAAGAAAAGAUCAUGGAACACCUUUUGAAGAGCUUUGGGGCUUUUGGGGUUAUUUCCUCCAUUCGUAUCCUAAAACCAGGCAGGGAUCUUCCAUCUGAUGUGAAGCGGUUUAGUAGUAGAUAUUCCCAGGUUGGAACGAAAGACUGUGCAAUUGUAGAAUUUGAAGAGGUGGAGGCUGCUAUCAAGGCACACGACACUUUUAAUGUAGAAAGUGAUACAGAGGAUGGCCUUAAAGUUGUUUUGAUUGGUAUGAAGCCUCCAAAAAAGAAAAUACAAAAAGACAAGAGCAAAGAGGAAGACUCAAAGAAUGUGCGCAAAAACAAGUCUCUCAAUAAGCGAGUAGAGGAACUACAGUACAUUGGGGAUGAGUCCACAGUAUAUAGUUCUUCAGAACCUGAAAGCAAUCCCACGUCACCUAUGGUAGGUCGCAAAAUCCAGUCCACCAAUAAGCUAAGCCCAUCUGCUUACCCAAACAAUCAUCUGAGCCCCAAUGCAUCUCCUAGAAAUAGCCCCUGGAGUAGCCCUUGUGGACAACGCAAAGGCGUAAAACACUCCCCGUUUGCAGACAGUAUGAGCCCAGAGAUUUCUCGUAAAGAGUAUUCUUCUGAUAGCAGUAUCACUCCAUCUAGUAGCCCCUGGGUUCAGAGAAGAAGACAAGCUCAGACUGUCAAACAAGAGAAAAGCCCAGCUGCCAGCCCAAUGUUAGGACGGAAAAUACAAAACGCAGAUGGAUUGCCACCUGGUGUUCUGAGGCUUCCAAGAGGUCCUGAUGGUACAAAGGGUUUCCACAAUGGAGGUGAAAAAAAUAAGCCCGUUCAGUGUUUAUGAAUGCUAUGCACCAUUAUGGAACUGGCUGUAACAGCCCCAUCUAUACUGCCGAGACCUGUCAUGCAAGAGAAUGCCUCAGGACCCUCCAUAAGUCCAGGGCUGCACAUUGCUGCUUCUGCCUGAAAAGAAAAUUGAUUUAAAUAGACUGAAAUAAAGUCUGUACUUAUUUAUUUUUUUUAUUUGACCUGUAAAAUUUGUUGUAUAUUUUGCAAAAACCUAAGCUGAAAUCUUUUAUUUUUCUUUUAGUUUGUUCUAAACAUUUUAUCAGGCAUCUGAAGUUAGAGCUAAGUCCAAAUGUAUCUAAGAUGUUAUUCCAGAAAAAAGGAACGUGUUGCAUUAUAUUCCACCAUCCAAUGGCAAUAUACAUAAUAGUAGCUUCCUGUAGCGCCCAGAAACGUGACAAAACGGUAGGACCCAUGCAAUCUUGUACGACACUGCUGUGCAUCACAAAUGUAAAUGUUCUCUCAUGUCAAUUAAAAUGAAAUGUCCUAAGCAUCAAAAAGGUAACAUGACCUCAUCUUUAUUUAUUAGAAGAGCCUGAGAGACUAGAAACUGGUUUCAAGAGUCAGUCUAGAAACUGGUUCCCAUGAACAAGAGA